Molecule: messenger RNA, 4302 nt
Organism: Dermacentor albipictus
Lineage: Eukaryota; Metazoa; Arthropoda; Arachnida; Ixodida; Ixodidae
Biological process (GO): protein O-linked glycosylation via mannose
Molecular function (GO): glucuronosyltransferase activity; xylosyltransferase activity
Source: RefSeq, a predicted model, not a curated record
GCGCGACAGGUUUGGGUACAGAACAUUAUGCGUUUUACGCUCAUAGGAGCACAUCAAUGGUCGAACACGACCAAUGCCAAAAUCGUGCUGGCAACACUCUCAACCCGCAAUCCGCAAUGAUGGCUGAAGCGUCGUCUGGUCAAGUAGUACGCGUCUAUUUAGAAGCGUGGCAGUUAUAUUGCGCGUUCGUGAUGAACCGAUUUUAUUGGCUCCGUGCUGCUCCACAGUUGCGUUGCGCUGUUCAUGACCGAGUUUCCAGGCCACAUAAGACACGCUUCACUUUAUCUAGCCGGCCUGAUCUGUGACCCGACUUGAAGUGUGUGAGCAGCCCCGGCUUUGGCAUGAAUCAGAAUGAGAAACCUACGUUUUGCCAUCCGCGUUGCUUUCUACGGUGUGACCGUUUAUUCCGCCCUGUCCACGGCCGUCAUCUACAUUUUUAUUCAGUGGUUCGGACGUUUCCGCGCGGACCUUUACGACGUCGACGGGCUCGCAAACCGCACGACGCACGGGUGGCCCUGCGGCGAUCGUUCCUCAGCUUCGGAGUCGAACGUGCUGUCUCGCGACGUGAUCGGCAAGGGGCAGAUCGACGUCCACGGAUGGUGGCAGGACCAGGCGACCAUUUCAACGGACGUGCAGUGUUUCAACGAGCCGUGGGCUCUGUGCUCCAAGGCGUUUUCCAUCACCUGCAAACGAAGCAACGUUCGCGCCAUUUACCAGCACCUCUCGUUUCGACGUAACCUUACACUGCGCAGCUUCAGCCUGUCCCUGCGCGUUGCCGCCGAGCAACUCGAGUCCCAGACGGCCGAUUCCUUCCUCGGCGCUCUCGUUCUGGUCAGGCUGAGCGACGGCGGCGAGGAGUUCCUGCGCGUGCCGUUCCCCGCGACCACGAGCACGCUCACUCAGCGCGAAGGCGUCUACACGGCCUCGCACUCCGAUCGCACCGUCGCGACGGCCACCGUGUUGCUCGGCUGCUACGGUUACGCCGGCGUGGUGCACUUCACGGACGUUCGGCUCACGCCGCUGGUCGAGGCCGCCGCCAGCCACGGCUGCAGGGCCCGCGAUCUCCUGGAGGACUGCCCGACGUCCGCGCGAAGCCUGCCGCCCACGCACCGCAGGCAGAAGCUCAAGUUUGAGCUCAUACUGGGCAAGGUCCGCUCGUCCAAGAAGCGCCACCUCAACAAGGACGUGGCUCUGGUGACGCAGCUGUCGAUGGACCGACUGCCCGUCCUGGAGCACACGCUGCAACUGUGGGAAGGGCCCGUCUCCCUGGUCAUCUACGUUCCCGUCAAGGGAGGCAAAGUGGAUGGUGACUGGCAAAAGCUCUACGUACAGAAGAAGCUACAGAACUUGAAACUGCACCCAGACAGUCAUGUGUCGCUUGCGUACGGUGUGCCAGGCUCUGGAGAUUACCCGAUCAAUGCUCUGCGCAAUGCCGCCAUCAAACAAACAAACUGUGAAUACCUUCUCACCGCUGAUGCCGAUUUCCAGCCAUCACCCGACUUUCACAAGCACUUUCUCCUGUCUACGAGGUCAGUGGCCAACACAGACAAGGUAGCAUUUGUGGUCCCGGCCUUUGAAUACCUGGAGCUACCUCAGAAGUCCGACGGUGUCGCCCAAACCAAGGAGGAGCUCAUGCAGCUGCUACACCGGCAGGACCCCUUCGUGCAGCCAUUCCGACACGACAUCACUCCCGAAUCGCACCAAAGCACAGACUACUGGAAGUGGUACCGCACCGACAAGCCGUACGUGGUGCAAACGUUCAGCGACAAGUACGAGCCGUAUCUGGUGCUCAGAAACACUGCCCAGCUUCCUCAGUACGACGAGCGCUUCACGGGCUACGGCAUGAACAAGAUUACUCACGUCACCGAACUCUUCGCGGCGGGCUACGUCUUUCUCGUGCUUCCCCACGUGUGGCUGGUCCACGUGCCGCACAAGCCGUCAACGUACUUUGUGGACCAUGUGCAAAACCCACAACACAGACUGCGGAACAGGGUGCAGAGGUUCGAAUUCCUCGUCGAUGUCAUGCGCAAGUACAAGCUCGGAAGGUGCAGGUGAAAUCAGCAUAACUGUGUGGUUGUAUUGCAUGCCUUAUGUACUCACACGCGCAUCGUAAUGUGCUCUGUCAGGCGGAAGGUUGGGAAAUGGCCUCAAGCACGGCAACUGAGAACCUGGCAUUGCCAGCGCAAUAUGUAGUGGCUUGUCGCAUAAGCACUUUCCUAUCACGCAGCAAGCUUUUUUCCAAUCCAUUGUCAACUCGCAGCAAUUUAAACUCGGAUAACUGAAAAUCGCUGUUCACUCAGACGUAUAAAAAAAUUUGGUCGGACCUGCUGUGUGUUUACCAUGUUUUGAAGUGACCUAAUUCAAGUGAGCCUUCAGGUAAUUUCGGUUAAAUUUCAGUUAAAUCAAAGUUCUUUGCAUCCCAAAGCGAAUCGGCAUAAAUUUAAAUUACGGGCUUUUACAUGCCGAAACCACGCUGUGGUCUCUGGACAAUUGUGGAUCUUUAAUGUGCACCCAAUGCAUGGCACACGGGCGUCUCUGCAUUCCACCCUUAUCGAAAUGUGGGGGGAGGGAUGCCGCUGAGAUUUGAUCUCGCUACCUCAUGCUUAGCAGCGAGACACCAUAGCCGCUAAGCCGCCGCAGUGAGUAAGCAGCAUAGCCAAGAGCAGCUGACCACAGAACACUCAUAAGCCUGGAAUAGGUAAAACGUACCCACAUUUAAUAUUCAGGCUGCCGUGUAUGUUCACAGGUGCAACACAGGUACAAGAUAGCAUCAUUAGCCGGGUAACACGCUUGUCACUCUAAUAUUACGAAUGUGCUUUCAUUGAAGCUCUCUUUUCUCUCCAUUUUCAAAGAGGUCAUUGAUAGACUGGAUUGAUCGAUUAGAUUUGACAUACCAAAGCGCAACUUGAACUAUUACUGCGUCAUAGUGGGUGGCUCCGAGGCAAUUUUGGCCACCUUAGGCUAAUAUCUUUAAUGUGCACCUAAAUGGAAAAUACGCAAGUGUUUUCACAUUCUUCCCCUAUCAAAAUGUGGCUGCUGCACCAGGCUGUCCAAGUGGUAAUAUCACGCUCAAUGUAGAAGGAUGCCAUAUCUGCUCAGCCACUGCGCCAGUUUUCUUGCUAUGUAUCAUUUGUCUGUUUUUUUAUACCUGUGUAUUGGAAGCCUUUUUAUACAAGAAGUCCUAAUUGUUUGGAGCAUACUUUAUUUAAUUUUGAAUAUUUCAAACUUGUGGUACUUUAUUCAUUUUUUAGGGUAUAGACAAAUGGGAAGGAAGCUUCUGGUAAUUUAAACAAAAAUGUGUGGUUCCUAGAAUUUUGAAACAACAUGAGUUGAUUCCACCGCAAAAAAGACACCACAAUGAUCAAUAGAGGGGAACCAAGGGCAUGUGGUAAUACUCUUGUCGUGUACAGCUGUUAUCAAAAGUAUAUGAACCAGGGCUUCUGCAAAAAAUAAAUAAAUAAAGUAGGAAAGAAUUGCUUGAUGCCCUGCCUUUAGACUGAAAUGGAAGAAUACAUUUCACACUUGGCACUGCAAACGUCGCAGUGCAUUUGUCAGUUUCAGGUUGUCUGGCCUGCCAAGAAAUUCAGCUCUUUUUCUUUUUGGCCAAUGCUGCCAUUUGCAUACUUUUGAUCAUGGCCACUGAGGAGCGACAUUGUUGAGGUUGCCAAGACCCCUUUGCAUUGAGUAGUAGUCAUAACCAUACGCAGACCUCAAAUGAUUAUCAUGGAGCCGUUUUCUGGGCAAGUGAAUUGUUCUGCUCAAUAGUGGUGACAGAUCAGCUCAACAACUUCAGCAGCAAUACCUGUCAAUGACCAUUGAAUGUACUCAUUUUGCAUUGGUGCAAAUCAGGCCAAACAGGUCCAGCGCUGUGUUGGUAGUCUUUCAAUGUCUCUGUAAAAAGAUUGCUUAUGUAGGGAAAACUGCAAGUGAAUGCCAAGCCUAUUUUAUUCUCUCUCUUAUUUUGCACACCAACAAAAACGGCUAUAAUGUAAAUGUGUGAAUACCAGAUUUCAUUUACCAUUUUGAAAAUUCAGGCAGGUAAAAAAAAAAGGUGCCAGGUAAUUUUACUUUAAAAAGCAGGAUAAUUCUUUUUUUUUUUUUUUUUGAUGAAUCGGCAGUUAACUAGCCUUGAUGAGUUGCCAGAAUUUGUGUCAUGGCAGGAAGCCGAUUUGGAAAUUUGGAGGUGGCAUUACCACAUGGCCUUACACCUGUAGUUCUUUUUUGGCAUACCGGAACUGCACUUUUGGGUAGCUUGACCAGUUUUUUUUUUCCUUUUUCUUCUUUUUUUUAGAAGCAUGCCAA